AUGGCUACUACCACUAAUACAACUCCAAGAUAUGGUCAAAAAGCCACCACAUUUUCAACCCCAAUUUUCACUCUUUCUUCUACUAUGCCUUAUCAUUCUUCCUUUGGAUCACUUUCUUUACAUGAUCAAAAGGGAGUGCCAUUUUCUUGGGAACACAUUCCUGGAAUUCCAAAGCAACAAAGUUCAAGAAAAAAUAGCUCUUCUUUAAGCCAACUACUUCCAUUACCACCACCAUCUAGAAAACCUCCAAAUUCAUCCAAGAAAAUACAAAGGUUACACGACGAAUUUUCUCCAAGAAAGAUCAGUAGUACUACUAGUGAAGGGUUCAAGAAAGAUCCAUUUUUUGCAGCAUUUGUGGAAUGUUCCAAGGAUCAUCAAGAACAUCAUGAGAAUUUUAGUGACAUGUGGAAGAAUACUACUACUUCUUCUUCAAAGGUAAUGAAUUCAUCAGCAAGAACAAGUUUAAGUGACAAAUUUGGAUUCAUGAACAUGUAUGCAUCAUGCAAAAGAACUUGUACUGUUUCAGAAUCCGUUGUUUAUCUUCCAAGAUCAAGAAAUUAUGAUCUCCUAAGAACUCGUCGAACAAGCCAAUAA
Messenger RNA from Solanum lycopersicum (tomato), 594 nucleotides. Lineage: Eukaryota; Viridiplantae; Streptophyta; Magnoliopsida; Solanales; Solanaceae. The record is from RefSeq and is a predicted model, not a curated record.